Messenger RNA from Stylophora pistillata, 2375 nucleotides. RefSeq names its product IQ motif and ankyrin repeat domain-containing protein 1. Lineage: Eukaryota; Metazoa; Cnidaria; Anthozoa; Scleractinia; Pocilloporidae. The record is from RefSeq and is a predicted model, not a curated record. Gene Ontology annotation, molecular function: protein binding.
UUUUUCCGAUUAUGCCUCCAAAGAAGCCAUCUCCUCCAACAAAGAUCACCCCCAAGACUACUACACAAAAGCCUGGUGUAGGCAGAGGUACUGCAAGUAAGAAAAAAAGUUCUGCACCUUUAAGACCAGGGGCUGCCGGAAGCAAGGGGAGCACGACCAAGAGGGGCAGCACGUCUCCAAACAAAACGCAAGUCAAAGGCAAGGAGAACACCGCAUUAUCAAAGUCUCAAGGUAAGGAAUGGACAAAGCAAGAUGAUUCUGCAGUAAUUAUUCAGAAAUAUGUCAGAAGACACUUGGCCAAAAAGGAAAUGGUUAAAAGGCAAAAAGAAAGACAAGAAUAUGAAGAGUUGAUGGACAAGAUUCAGAAGGAGGCAUGGCUGAAGCUGGUUCAGAUGGAGAGAGAAGAAGCAGAAAGAGAAAGGAAAAAAGAGGAAGAAGAGAGAAGAAAGAGGAAAGAGGAGGCAAAGAGGAGAACUAGAAUACUUGAGGCUGCAUUCGAUGGUGAUAGUGAUGAGAUUUUAGCUGUGUUGGACGAGACUUAUGAAGAAGACUCCAAAAGAUCCGACCUAUCUGAACCUGCACGGCAAUCACUUAUAGCUAGGCAUCAGAUGGCUCUUGUGGACUGUGAAGAUGCAAACAACAACACCCCUUUGUCAGAAGCAGCAGGAGGGGGCCAUGUGGGAACAAUAAUGCUUCUGAUCCAGAGAGGAGCCAUGCUGAAUUCCAGGGGAAGAUAUCAACGAGUACCACUGUGGCGAGCUGCCUUUGGUGGACAUCUUCAGGCUGUUCAGACCCUUCUAGAGCAUGGUGGUGACCCUAGACUCAUAGCAGAUGAUGGCACAAAUGCAAUACAGGUGGCAGCUCUACCAGCUGUUGAACAGGUGUUACAAGAGUGGGACAUCAAGCAAACAGAUGUUUUACUGGAAAAACUGGAAGCUGAUAGAAGUGCCAGACAAGAACAAGAGAAGAAGUUAAGAGAGGCAGAGAACAGUAGACUUGAGAAGGAAUUAGAUAAUGCAGAAAAGGAGAAUCAAGCUCAUCAGAAAGAGUUGGCUAAAGCACACUGUGAACUAAACAAAAGAAUUUAUGAACAUGACAAGUGUAUGACUGAAGGAAAGACUGACAAACAUGAUGUAACCCUGCAGGCUAUACAUGAUGCUGAGGCAGUGCUUGAACUUGCAAGGAAAAAAGCAGAAGUUUCAAAAGAAGCAUUAGCUCAGGUGAAACUUAAACUUAGAGAGCAGCAUCAAAAGGAGGACAAUUCUGCAGCUGACACAGAUCUAAAGGGAACAAAGGUAAUGAUUAAAGACCUCGAUGAUGUAUUGUUCAGAGAUAUCGGUGGCAAGAUCGCUGCAGAUGGAAGGUGGCCCCUACUGAUAGAUUCAUCCCCUCAGACCUCCACUUUCUUGCGCUAUCGUGACACCAAUUUCUUAAAUGCACUAAAUCCCAAGCAGAUGGAGCCUGAUGUGAUUCGUCUGGCACUUUUAGGAGCUUUGAGAUACGGGAAGCCAGCUGUGGUGGAUAUGAUGGAUGUGGACAUGUUUGACACUGUUGCUAUGGUAUUUGAUGGAGUCCAGAAAGGACUUAUGGCCUCACUCAUGUCUAAAAAGCUUCUUAAAGAUAACAAAUUUCUAGAACUUGUUCAACCAAAAGAUGGAGAGGAGUACAGUAAGACAAGUUUCUUGGGAGCAAAAAUAGAGAAAUUUAUGUUCAUCAUUAUUACUCAACAGUGGAAUCCACCAGAACAUUUGCUCGAACAGACUUACCCAAUAAGAGUAAUCAUCCCUUCCAGACCAGAUUUAUGAAAUUCUGUGUUUAUGUUAUCACUCACUUCAACUUAAGUGCAUUUUAAGGAAAUUUUUUUACCAGUAACAUGUGAAUGCUUCAUAAUGCAGGCUACCUUAUAUAAAGCUGCCUGCAAGUUAUUAUCAGUGGAGCCUCCAACUACAAAAGUGGGACUGCCUAGGGUUCAAAUCCUUAUGGUUUUGUCAAAGACAGAUGUCCAUGAUCUUUCCCUCACUUCAUGUUUUAAAUAAUUAUCAGUCAUUUGAACUACUAGUACUAUUCCAGUAAGUAUAAGUCUCUUAAGAAUAUGGCACUUCUGGCCCUUCAGCCGUUUUUCUAUUGAGGCACAUAUUUGAGUUUCACUAAUUUGAAAUCAGUUAACUCCAACUUGCCUUGAAAAGCAUUCUCAAUUACUUGCUUGCAGUUGAACUCCCAUCAUUGUGCACUUGAAAGUUCCAGUUAGUGGGGUUCUUCCCCUACACACUCAAUAUAAUGCAUACAUCCUUAUUGAUAAUAUUGACCUUUGUGUCUACACUGGAUUGUUUUGAUGAAAUAACAAUGCAAUAAACUUCACCUUUUGUUGUAAGAUC